Messenger RNA from Arabidopsis lyrata subsp. lyrata, 857 nucleotides. RefSeq lists its product as uncharacterized. The record is from RefSeq and is a predicted model, not a curated record. Lineage: Eukaryota; Viridiplantae; Streptophyta; Magnoliopsida; Brassicales; Brassicaceae. The transcript has a single exon. Bases 276 to 659 code for a protein of 127 amino acids.
AGUUUCUGGUCAAGGGCAUAUUUUGACUCCGUUAUGGCGUUAUCUACUGAUAAUGAAAUAUUGAUACCCAUUAACCCAUCUUAAGUCCUUCGGUACCCUUGAUUUUGGGGGUGGGUAUGGAAUCUAGACAUGCAAAUCGUAGAAUAUAUCACUUUGCUUCUAGCUGUAGAAAAAAGUAAAGAACUUUAGGAAACCCCAAGAACCAAGCAAAGGAUUUAGAGCAGAUAUCAUGACACUGGAGGGACAGGAUAGACUCAUUUUGCAGUCUGUCCCAAAUGGAAGAUGACGGAGACUAUCCCGAACCCGAAUCUGGCAGUGGUGGAAUCAACUUGAAUGGGAGAAAUGUUGGUGCGGUGAUGGUGGCGCCUAGGGAUGUAGACAUAGCGAGUCAAAGUGGUUGCAGGAUCAACAUCUACGUGAACAGCAAUGUUCAAGCAACAUGUGGUUCAGCUUUGAUCGGUAGCAAGGUUAAGCUAAGAGAUCCCGGUGUUCAUCUCCAUAUCAAAGAUGUUAAAAUGACCCGCGACGAUAACAUAUCUAGACAGAAGGAGAUGAGCUUGAUUAAGGUUGGGUUAUGUUUGGUCUGUCUCUUUAACAUCUUUUUAGUAUUCAUUCUCUUCCUCUCCUCUUGGUUCCGGAAGAAAAUUGGUUCCGUAUAGAUCUCUCCUCAUGAACUGAUGUUCAUGCUAAGAAGUAAGAACUAUCUCGUCCAUAAUUACUUCCUCGAUUAGUUGCUUAUCUAUUAUCAAAUGUUAAACUAUUCCAGUAAGUUGAUAUCUAACGGUCAAAAACACAUUUUAUGUUGUAUUAAUUCAUAUCAUUCCAGAUUAAAUCGAAGAUUAAUGCUAUAUGGUCCA